UUAUUUCAUGGCUAGCGCGUUUACGUUCCCCGUGUACGUGCUGCCCUGUUGUUACACGGUGCUAUUUCCGCGUAGGACACAACCUCAGGAACAGAAGUAUUUGGAAGGUACUGGGUCAAUAAAAAAUAAAAAAAAAAAAGUAAAUUGUUGGCCAUUACGAUUGAGCUAAUUAGAUUUAUUUAGUGUUCAUUUUUUAAUAAAUGUAAACAUUAACAACCACAACAAUGAACGGGAGUUCCAACCCGUUGCUGGAUAAAGAGGAACAUGUUUUGAAGCUGGGAGAGAGCUUUGAAAAGCGACCAAAAUCGUCUUUUCACACCAUCCGAUAUGAUUUUAAACCAGCAUCUAUUGACACUUCAUGUGAAGGGGAGCUUCAAGUGGGCAAAGGGGAUGAAGUGACAAUCACGCUACCCCACAUUCCGGGCUCUACACCACCUAUGACUGUGUUCAAAGGUAACAAAAGACCCUAUCAAAAAGACUGUGUGCUUAUCAUUAACCACGACACUGGAGAGUUUGUGCUGGAGAAACUCGGCAGCAGUAUACAAGUAAAGAAAACCAGAGCUGAAGGCAGCAGUAAAAUUCAGGCCCGGAUAGAACAGCAGUCAGUCCGGGCAACCCAACCUCCAUUACAGUUCAGAGCCCCAACCAAGCCUGGUGCGGGAGCGAAAACAUCCCCCUCCAAGGACAACCCAUCACCGGAACCUCACUUAGAUGACAUUAAGAGAGAGCUGCGUGCUGAGGUGGAGGUCAUUGAACAGAUGAGCAGCAGCAGCGGCAGCAGCAGUUCCUCAGACUCGGGGAGCUCCUCGGGCAGCGAGGACGACAGCUCCAGCAGUGAAGAGGAAGAGGAAGCCCAUCCCUCCCCAACACAACACCAGCAGUACAGCAGCAGAAACCCUGCAUCCAACGGCACCAGCCAACCACAGGGCAGCAACCAGAUCAUGAGCACUCUGAGAAAUGACUUACAGCUGAGUGAAUCUGGAAGCGACAGUGAUGACUGAUUCUGGGAUCCCUUCAGUGGUGUUGAUUUUGUAUGUUUACAAAGAUGUAGAACUUAUGAAAAUUGCAUUUUAUCAACAGUUUUUAUUGUAUUUUAAGAUUGCAAAAGCAAAUGCUGCCCUUCAAGAUGUUUUAUCACAAAGAUCGAAUACUUCACACAUAUGAGCAAAAUUUACAUUUUAUCCAGGAUACAAGAUGUUAUAUUGAGUACCACAUAUGCAUUAUGUAUCGUAUCAGCCUUUAUUAUAUACUGUAAGGAAAGUAUACCAGUUAAGAAGGUAACAAAUAUUCUUAGGGGCCUGGCACUGAUUUUAAAUCGCAGUUAUCACGACUGUCGUUUUCAUUGUACCCUUCCUGGGAAUGUUGCAAAUGGGUCUCAUUUAUAAAAUUGUUAAAACAUUGAAGAGAAACCUUUAGGGACUCUGACCUUUUUGCACUUAUAUCAGAAUCAGUAUACAGUAUAGACAUCAUAAAUAAAACUAUAUAUUUAGGCCUCUCAAGAAGUCCAGUUAGAUACAGCAUCUAUUAAAUCUGAUUGCAUAAAGCACUUCUAUUUGAAAUGAAUGCAGUUCAUCACAGCAGGGAAGUGCUUCAAUGAGGGCCACUCUGGUAAUGCUGGGCAACACAAUGUGUAGAGUACCACCUGUACUUUAAUAACUAUCAACAGCAUGGACUUCAUAGGAUGCCUGUUUUCAGAACCUGUAUUAAUAUAAAGAGUGGCAAAAACAGGAAUACAUUCCACUGCAGUUCCCUCUUCCACUGACCCGCUCUUGUUCCGUAGCUGUGUUGAUUUUGGAGUGAUCACACAGCACCCCCCCACUAGGAAGUAGACCAUCCAGUGACUGGGAUUUUAAUACCACAAAUUAAAGUGUUACCUAUAUGUAUGUUGUGAUUGACAGCUUUUAAUCUUGAAUUUGCAUAGUUCUCAAUAAUCAAAUGCGUACAUCGUUUAAGAAGUCAAAUGACCCCUUACAUUUUUAUUGUAUCAUAUCUUUAGUGAUAUCCCUUAUUUUAUAAGCUAUUAGCAGUUUUGUUAUUUAGUUUAACCUUUUGAAAAUAUUAUAUUACUGUACAUUGUGUUUUAUGAAUUGUAUCUGCAUUAAAACUUGCAAAUCCA
Molecule: messenger RNA, 2116 nt
Organism: Acipenser ruthenus (sterlet)
Lineage: Eukaryota; Metazoa; Chordata; Actinopteri; Acipenseriformes; Acipenseridae
Product: ELL-associated factor 1-like
Exons: 6
Coding region: 225-1001 (258 amino acids)
Biological process (GO): regulation of transcription elongation by RNA polymerase II; positive regulation of DNA-templated transcription
Cellular component (GO): super elongation complex
Molecular function (GO): transcription elongation factor activity
Source: RefSeq, a predicted model, not a curated record